Neoarius graeffei (lesser salmon catfish) is the source of this 3012-nucleotide messenger RNA. RefSeq names its product splicing factor U2AF 65 kDa subunit-like. The transcript is spliced from 12 exons. The record is from RefSeq and is a predicted model, not a curated record. Gene Ontology annotation, molecular function: poly-pyrimidine tract binding; pre-mRNA 3'-splice site binding. Gene Ontology annotation, biological process: mRNA processing. Gene Ontology annotation, cellular component: U2-type prespliceosome; U2AF complex; nuclear speck. The coding region runs from base 249 to 1601 and encodes 450 amino acids. NCBI's taxonomy places the organism in Eukaryota, Metazoa, Chordata, Actinopteri, Siluriformes, Ariidae.
GGGAUGGGCUCUGCACUCGGCAUUUACGGACUUUCCCCUGAAGAUGGCGUCUGGAGGAGAACAACUUCAGGGUAAUAUCACCGCGUGGGGCGCUAUAGAGCAAAGCCUGGACCCUGUACAACUACCUCCACGCCACUGUGAAGCUCAUUCCGCUUUAAUCCAUCAUCAUCUUCACAUUCCCCAUAUAACUGCAGUUUUUCCUGCUGGAGUUACAGAAGUGUCCUCCAGUGACCGGUACCGCGGACAAAAUGUCCGAUUUUGAAGAGUUCGAGAAACAGCUGAGCGAAAACCGGCAAGAGAGAGAGAAGGAGAGGCACAGGAAAAGGAGCCGGAGCGGCUCACCAGAUCGUGGUGAGAAACAUCACAGCCAAGAGAAACGCAAAAGCUGUGAUCGCCGAAGCAGCUCCAGAGAUCAUAAGCACAGUCGUUCUCCAAGAAGAGCAAGAAAGAAAAAGGCAUAUAAAUACUGGGAUGUUCCAGCACCAGGAUUUGAUCACAUCACACCACUGCAGUACAAAGCUAUGCAAGCUGCUGGACAGAUCCCCACCAUAGCUCUCCUGGCUACGUCCAGUACGGCAGGAAUGGCUGUGACGCCAGCACAGGUGCCUGCUGUCGGCAGCCAAAUGACCAGGCAAGCGCGACGUCUGUAUGUUGGCAACAUACCAUUUGGAGUCACUGAGGAGUCAAUGGCAGAGUUCUUUAAUACUCAAAUGAGAUUUGUUGGACUUUCCCAAACACCCAGCAACCCUGUGCUUGCAGUGCAGAUCAAUCAGGAUAAGAACUUUGCCUUCCUUGAGUUUCGAUCUGUAGAUGAAACCACACAGGCCAUGGCGUUUGAUGGAAUCAACUUUCAGGGGCAAGCACUGAAGAUCCGGCGACCUCAUGACUAUCGACCUCUGCCUGGUAUUUCUGAGCAGCCUGCAUUCCAUGUACCAGGAGUUGUAUCCACAGUUGUGCCAGACUCUCCCAAUAAACUCUUCAUUGGAGGGUUGCCCAACUAUCUAAAUGAUGAUCAGGUUAAAGAGCUUUUGACAUCAUUUGGACCACUCAAAGCCUUCAACCUUGUCAAAGACAGUGCAACAUCACUGUCCAAAGGCUAUGCUUUCUGUGAAUAUGUGGAGAUUGGGGCCACUGACCAGGCAGUGGCAGGGCUGAAUGGAAUGCAGCUUGGUGAUAAAAAGCUCAUCGUCCAGCGUGCCAGUGUCGGGGCAAAGAAUGCAAAUCCAACUGUGAUCACAGAGAGUCCGGUGAGCCUUCAGGUUCCCGGGCUGCAGAAGCUGCAGAACUCGGCCAUGCCCACUGCAGUGCUGUGCCUCCUCAACAUGGUGCUGCCUGAGGAGCUGCUUGAUGAUGAGGACUAUGAAGAGAUCCUGGAGGAUGUCCGGGAGGAAUGCUGUAAAUACGGCAGCGUGUGCUCCAUUGAGAUCCCUCGACCUGUCCAUGGAGUGGAAGUGCCUGGCUGUGGGAAGAUAUUUGUGGAGUACGGAUCAGCAGCAGACUGUCAGAAAGCCAUGCAGGCUCUGACUGGACGAAAGUUUGCUAAUCGCGUUGUUGUCACCAAGUACUACGAUCCAGACUUGUACCACAGACAUGAAUUCUGAAAGGUGCCAGGAGGACAAAGGGAUGUUUAUAGUUUAUGACAAGCGGGCCAGAGCAGGUUUUUCUUUUACUGUUACACAGAUUUUUAUUACCUACAAAGUUGAAGUGAGCAGACCAGCUUAUAGAUUUUUGAGCAACAUUACAACAUAAAUAAGCAUAGAAGAAAACUUUCACAAAAAUGCUUUUAGCCCUUAUCUAUUAAACAUUUGCAAGACAAAAUAUAUGAUCGAUGUGAAACUGUACAUUUCUGUGAACUAAAAAGCUGACUGUAUUUUUUUUUUUUUUGUAAUUCUUUAUUAACAGGGAGUCAUUUUAUUUAGACAAAUGGUGAAAAGCUUCACGCUCAAGUUUGUGUUUUCUGGGCCUGUAUUAAUCAAGCCUCUCAGAAUCAAAUUUAAAUGAAUGUUUAUUGGGAAUGGUGAAGAAAUAAAUGUAUGAAUAUUGUGAGUUUAUAUAAGUGCUAACAGUAUUUGUUUAUUCUAUACUAACUCACUUGAGGGUACCAAAUCAUCCCUGCUGCACUGUUGCAUCUUUUCUGCUCCUAAAACUGCAGUGUUGCAAUUAUUUUCAGCUCUACUGACAGCACAAAAAAUCCAAGAGUUAUCAACCCACUCAUUAACCACCUUUAGGCUGCCUGGAACAUUUCACAAUAUUACAAUAUAAUUUAUGACACAGCUAGUAUCAUUUUAGUCUAAGAACCAGUCACUAAUUUUCAAGCAGUUAUGAGUGAUUUCCUACUAUGAGGCUUGAUAAAUAAAGGCUCAGAUCUCUAAUGCAUUAAAUACCCUAAGUUUUCAUUUAAAUAAAACCUGGAAUGAUUUGUAGCUAAAGUGAAAAAUGACACUGUUAUCCCAAGAAAAAUGUUCAAUAAAAUAUUUACUGCUUCUUAUCAUAUGGUAAGGCAAAAAGAAGUGUGUUCAUACGUGUAACUAAACUCUACUAAUGGUGUAAAUACUGUACUACAGGAAGAUUCACAAGUAUGUGUUUGUGUGAGAGAGUAAUUAUAUAUAAUUCUAUUUAUACCAUUUAUCUGUAUUUAUUAUGACUAUUUUGCACCUGAUGUUUAAAUCCGAUUCCAGACAUACAUGUUUUAUGCAAACGUCGAGCUGUGAUUUUUGUUGCGUCACCGUAGAAGUGCUUCUGUGAGGUUAGGUAAUGUAUCUGGAUUUGGGCUGGUUUACGUGAACUCUAUUGUUUUACAGAAGUUUUAGGAUCACUAGGAGCUGCAACUGAGAAACCCCAACAGUUUCCAUUAGCCACGUCACGUUCAUGUUCUCCAUCAUGUUUGAACUCCUACUGUAUGCUACAUUUACAGCAAUAAGAUUACACAAAUUAAAUGAAAAUCUACAAACGUUAAUAAUUUUACAACACAACCACUCCAAACUUACCCACUGCUUAGUUUUGUAAAGUGAA